AGCAGGAACAGCAGGCCUAGCCAGCCCAGAAGGUUAUGUGUGAGCAGUGUAAUUGAGAUCACUGUUGAUCCAGGUCUUGCAAUGACAGAGGGCACAGCCUCAGGGACACACAGUGCUUCUGGAACCAUGGAUGAUACUAUUGUCCUUAAGCGUCGUGGGUACAUAAUGGGCAUCAAUUUGGGAGAGGGUUCCUAUGCAAAAGUUAAAUCUGCUUACUCUGAGCGCCUAAAGAUCAAUGUGGCAGUUAAGAUCAUUGAUAGGAAGAAAGCCCCAACGGACUUCCUGGAGAAAUUCCUUCCUCGGGAAAUUGAGGUUAUGGCCAUACUAAACCAUCGAUCCAUCAUCAAGACCUAUGAGAUCUUUGAGACAUCACAGGGCAAGGUCUACAUCGUCAUGGAGCUUGGAGUUCAAGGUGACCUCCUGGAGUUCAUCAAAACCCAGGGGGCUUUGCAAGAGGAUGAUGCCCGCAAGAAGUUCCACCAGCUCUCCUCAGCCAUCAAGUACUGCCAUGACCUGGACAUCGUCCACAGAGACCUUAAGUGCGAAAACCUUCUUCUUGACAAGGACUAUAACAUCAAAGUGUCAGACUUCGGCUUCUCUAAACACUGUGUCCGGGAUGACAGUGGUCAGCUGACACUUAGUAAGACCUUCUGUGGGUCAGCCGCCUAUGCAGCCCCUGAGGUGCUACAGGGCAUCCCCUACCAGCCCAAGGUGUAUGACAUCUGGAGCCUGGGCGUGAUCCUCUAUAUCAUGGUCUGUGGCUCCAUGCCUUACGAUGACUCCAACAUCAAGAAAAUGCUGCGCCUCCAGAAGGAGCACCGUGUCAACUUCCCCCGCUCCAAGCACCUGAGCAGCGACUGUAAGGACCUCAUCUAUCACUUGCUGCAUCCUGAUGUCCACCGGCGGCUGCGCAUAGAUGACAUCCUUAGCCACAAGUGGGUGCAGCCCAAGAUACAGAGUUCAGUCUCCGUGGCCCCAGCCUUGGGAGAGAGCUCCCGGAGCACUGAGCCCUCUCGGACUCCUGAACCUACUACCCCUAGCAAGAAGCCUCCCACCAAGCCUGAGCCUCGGCAGGAGGCACAGCCUGAGGCAGGACCUGAGGCACAGCCCGAGGCAAAACCAGAGGGUAAGAUGCCAGUGACCAGGCAGCCGGAGGCUGUGGCCUUCCCUAGCCUGCACCAAGUCCAGGAAUCAGAGGAGAGCCCAGCCCAGCCGCCUGCAGAGCAGCCCACCCAGUGAACCCAUUAUAGUCCAAGCAGAGCUAGUGGACUGAACCCUGAGCCCAAAAGAAGGCGAAGAAUGAGCUCCUACUAUGUCAGUUCUUCUUUCCCUUGAAUUUGAUAACUCA
This is a messenger RNA of Octodon degus (degu), 1348 nucleotides long. It is a transcript of the gene Tssk1b, whose product is annotated as testis specific serine kinase 1B. Gene Ontology annotation, biological process: intracellular signal transduction; protein phosphorylation; microtubule cytoskeleton organization. Bases 82 to 1239 code for a protein of 385 amino acids. Gene Ontology annotation, cellular component: cytoplasm. Gene Ontology annotation, molecular function: tau-protein kinase activity; ATP binding; protein serine/threonine kinase activity. The transcript has a single exon. NCBI's taxonomy places the organism in Eukaryota, Metazoa, Chordata, Mammalia, Rodentia, Octodontidae. The record is from RefSeq and is a predicted model, not a curated record.